Molecule: messenger RNA, 785 nt
Organism: Anarrhichthys ocellatus (wolf-eel)
Lineage: Eukaryota; Metazoa; Chordata; Actinopteri; Perciformes; Anarhichadidae
Source: the annotation of a RefSeq genome assembly
AUGGCCCACCAAGCACACCCCUACCAUAUAGUUGACCCCAGCCCCUGACCUUUAACAGGUGCAGUUGCUGCCCUAUUAAUAACAUCCGGUCUCGCAACCUGGUUCCACUUCCAGUCCACGACCCUAAUAACCCUUGGAAUAGCCCUCCUCCUUCUCACAAUAUACCAGUGAUGACGAGAUAUCGUGCGGGAAGGUACCUUCCAAGGACACCAUACACCCCCUGUUCAGAAAGGGCUCCGCUACGGUAUAAUUCUUUUCAUUACUUCAGAAGUUUUCUUUUUCCUUGGGUUCUUCUGGGCUUUUUACCACGCAAGUCUUGCCCCCACCCCAGAACUAGGCGGGUGUUGACCACCCACGGGCAUUACUACGCUUGACCCAUUUGAAGUACCCCUACUUAAUACAGCAGUCCUGCUUGCCUCGGGGGUUACAGUCACCUGAGCCCACCAUAGUAUUAUAGAGGGGGCACGAAAACAAGCCAUUCAAUCCCUUGCACUUACCAUUCUCCUCGGGUUUUAUUUCACCUUCCUCCAGGCCAUGGAAUACUAUGAGGCCCCAUUUACAAUCGCAGACGGCGUAUACGGCUCUACCUUCUUUGUAGCCACUGGCUUCCACGGGCUACAUGUUAUUAUUGGCUCUUUAUUCCUGGCCGUUUGCUUACUCCGUCAAAUUCGCUACCAUUUUACAUCAGACCAUCACUUCGGAUUUGAAGCAGCCGCCUGAUACUGACACUUCGUCGAUGUUGUCUGACUAUUCCUAUACAUCUCCAUCUACUGAUGAGGAUCCUA